Messenger RNA from Echinostoma caproni, 294 nucleotides. Lineage: Eukaryota; Metazoa; Platyhelminthes; Trematoda; Plagiorchiida; Echinostomatidae. The record is from the annotation of a GenBank genome assembly.
UUAGAAGAUUUCAAGGUACGCCGAAUCAAAUACUUUCAAAAAAAUCUGAUCGAUCUGGCUGAACUACAGGUCAAACAUGCCAAGACUCACAUUGACCUAGUCAAAUCGGCUUUGGAACGACUGCGUGCGGUGGACGCACCGUCGUCGGACACCAGCAGCAGUACCAUGACAAACAAGGCCGUUCCGAGUGUCCCGACAAAUACCGAGCGAUUAUCUACCACCACCACCGGUCCGGCAGAACUGCCAACUCAGUUCCAUCACGAACCGAUGCCACUGGCUUCCGCCUUCACUUGA